AUGAGUCCGACAGAGAUCGCUGAAGGACAAACCCUUAAACGUCAGAAAAGGGUAAGAAAAGAAAAGAAGGUGUCUCCCAACAGAUGUGAAUUCUAUAUUGAACAAAAGAGGCGCCAGUGUGCCAUGCAAAGGAAGAAGGGCCAUAGGUUCUGUUCAGAGCAUAUGAUCCAUGAUGAGUCUUCGGCAGCUCUGGAGGUCAAGGGAGAGAGAGUGCCGUGUCCGUUAGAUCCAAAGCAUACGGUGUGGCUUCAGGAUUUGGACCAGCACCUUAAGAAGUGUAACGCUAAGCCAAAGGACCACCAUGAUUCAUGGUACGUGAAGAACUUCAAUACGAAGUAUGGGGAGGACGAUAAGGUGACGAAAGAAGAGACGAAACCACCUGGACCAGCUGACUUUGAGAAGCUUACUUCUAUUAUUAAGGCAUACCAAGCUAACCGUGAGCCUCUUAAGCAUAAAGAAAGUUCUCACUCUGGUCUUGAUUCAUGGCUAGAAGAGAAGGAGAACCAGAAACACAUUCUACAACAACUGUCUUUGGUGGGAAAUAUGAAAGAGAAUGGUCUUCUAUCUACAUCAGCAACUUAUAUCGAGUUUGGGUGUGGAAAAGCUGAAUUAUCGAGAGCUGUCAAUGCCUGUAAUCUUCAUGAUGAUACUGAUCUCAAAGAAACCUACGGGUUUGGUUUGAUCGAUCGAGGAACUAACAGAAUGAAGAUGGAUAGUAAGAUCAUUAAGGAUUGCCAGGAUAAAGAGACCAAGCUUUUGCCCAAGAUCAAGCGCUCCAGGAUAGACAUUGAGCAUCUUCAACUAGACAAUUUCCUUGAGAGCGAAAAGCCAGACCAAAUUGUUUGCAUAUCUAAGCAUCUUUGUGGUGUGGCAACAGAUUUGACCCUAAAACUGCUUCUCCACUCAUCGCUUCUCCUGGAUGGGAAGUUUCACGGUCUUCUAGUGGCUAUGUGCUGCCGCCAUGUUUGUCAUUACAGCCAAUUGCUUCCAGAAUCAAGGAACUACUUGACUCAGCAUGGUGUCACUAACGAGCAGGACUUUGUGACGCUCAGAAGAAUGGUAACUUGGGCAGUUUGUGGAAACAGAGGAGAGACCACCACUGCUCACGAAAGUGGAUUAUUAUCUAGCGAAAGAGAAGAAUUGGGGUUGGCAGCUAGAAGAAUGAUAGACGAGAGCAGAGUUCACGCUGCUCAGAAAGCCAUGCCCCAAUAUAAUGUCGAGCUCUUCAAGUACACCGAUAAGUCGAUUACCUUGGAGAACUCGUGCAUCUGCAUUACAAAAAAGCACUGA
Molecule: messenger RNA, 1290 nt
Organism: Candidozyma haemuli
Lineage: Eukaryota; Fungi; Ascomycota; Pichiomycetes; Serinales; Metschnikowiaceae
Product: tRNA:m4X modification enzyme
Exons: 1
Coding region: 1-1290 (429 amino acids)
Biological process (GO): tRNA methylation
Source: RefSeq, a predicted model, not a curated record